Gigantopelta aegis is the source of this 3943-nucleotide messenger RNA. Its product is annotated as rasGAP-activating-like protein 1. The coding region runs from base 64 to 2451 and encodes 795 amino acids. Gene Ontology annotation, biological process: intracellular signal transduction; regulation of GTPase activity. NCBI's taxonomy places the organism in Eukaryota, Metazoa, Mollusca, Gastropoda, Neomphalida, Peltospiridae. The transcript has 20 exons. The record is from RefSeq and is a predicted model, not a curated record.
UAAAAAUAUGAUGUUUUCUGCUCAAAAUAGAUAUUAAAGUUUACGCAAUGCCAAUGGUCAGUCAUGUGCUCUAAGCACACCACUUUGUACCUUCGAAUAUCAGAAGCAAAAAAUUUAUUAGCAAAAGACUUAAAUGGAAAAAGCGAUCCGUACUGUGUUAUCAAAGUGGAUAAUGAAGUCAUAGCCAGGACAGUGACAGUGUAUAAGAGUUUGCAGCCUCUCUGGGCCGAGGAGUUCAAACUGCACAUGCCAUUUGGGUUUCAGGAUUUAGCUAUUUAUGUAUAUGAUGAAGACAAAGUUAGUGGUGAUGACAUCAUUGGUAGAGUCUCAAUCAGCAGAUUCCUGCUUCAGCAGAAUUCCAGUGCUAAAGGGGUGGAAGAUUGGUUUCCUUUGUGGAAAGUUGACAAAGACUGGGAGAUACAAGGUGAAAUCUUGCUGGAAUAUGGGAUUCGGGAGUCAGAGAACAUGGACCCUUACUUUGUUAUCACAGUUAUUGAAGGCAGGGACCUUGCCCCAAAGGACAAGACUGGAUAUUCUGACCCGUAUAUAACAGUGGAAUGUCUUGGUCAAACACGAACUACCUCAAGCCAGAAAAAAACUCGCUUUCCUGAAUGGCAUGAAACUUUUGAAUUUCCAAUGCCAUGCAUUGACUCAGAGUUGACUGUUACUCUCACAGUCAUGGACAAAGAUCGAAUUAGAAGUGAUGACUUCAUGGGCAGGAUCUAUCUUACUAUGGUUGACAUUCCAUGUGGCUCUCUUGUGAAAAGCUGGCACUCUGUGUGUCACAAACCGCUCACAGACAGUGUGAUCCGAAGAAACAGCAAAAUUGAGCGUGGAAAGCUUCGGAUGAAGUUUCAGCUGUUGGAGGAAAACGUGCUUCCUGCAUCAUGUUAUCAACCUCUGACACAUUUACUCAUACAGGCUGUUGCAGAACAGUCCAGAGACCUGGGUCUGGUGAUAUGGCACGUGUUGGAGGAAUACCGGACGCUGGAAUUGAGUGAAGUGGCUGCGUCCCUCAUCCGUUUCUUCCUUGGCCAUGCUGUGGUGGAAUACCUACAUCAAGUUACUGUUAAAGACAUCCAGGAAACAGCUGACCCAAAUACUCUAUUCAGAGGUAACAGUUUGGCCACUAAAUCCAUGGACCAGUUCAUGAAGAUUGUAGGUAUGCCGUAUCUACAUGAGACACUUUCCACUGUGAUAGACAGAAUAUUUUCUGAGAAGAAGAAUGUUGAGCUUGAUCCUCAUCGGGUAAACAGUACUCGAAGAAGACACAGUAUUUACAGAGAAUCAGAGGAAGAGGUGUUGUCCUCAAGUCAGGGAGUGAUGGAAGGAUAUCUGUCUGAAAUCAUGGACAGCAUCUUCAACUCUGCUAAGAAGUGUCCUCGUACCAUGAGGAUUGUGUUCAAGAAUCUUCAAGAGGCUGUCCGAGAAAAAUGGCCAGAAGACACACAUGAGGACACACCCUACCUGGCAGUCAGUGGAUUCUUGUUUUUGAGAUUCUUUGCUCCAGCUAUUCUAGCACCAAAGCUAUAUGCUUUCAAUACAAUCCACCCGAAUGGGAAAAUAAGCAGGACACUCACACUGCUUGCCAAGGUGACCCAAAGUAUUGGCAAUCUGACAGUGCAGCACGGCAAGGAGACGUGGCUACAUCCUCUCGAACGUGUUAUCAGAACCUAUGUGCUGCAGGCUCGCGACUUCAUUGAUGAACUGGUGGCUUUGGAGGAUCCCGAAGAUUCUCACUACGACUCAGGACAGUGUCGUGAACUCGGCUCGCGCUCUGUGAUCUUAAAGCAAGGUGUUCUGCUCAUAUGUCGGUACCGCAGCAAAUACCUGCUCCGGCUGCUCGUUCUGAAAAAGUGCAAUUUCUGGCUCACCUGUGAUUCUCUUACCUAUGCAAAAUUCAGCUCUGAACAGGAUCAGAAGUCAGUUCCUGUAUCACAGAUCUGUGCUGUGGAGAAAGUUGACUAUGGCGCGUUCAACAAAUUAAACAUGGGCCAGAUUCUGAUUCGUAACUCAGACGAUGGAAUCGAUGUCUUGUACUUCCAGGCAACGGAUGUGAAUGAGCUGACGUUCUGGAUGUCUGCGAUCAGAAAGACGUGUCAGUACAAUGUGUGCCGCGUGGAGACGUACCACCCCGGGGUGUACAAAGGAGAGAAAUGGAGUUGCUGUCACAGACCACCACCAUCUGCCCCUGGUUGCAGUCAGACGUACCACGGUGUUAUGCUUGGUGACUGGCAGGAUCCUUUAGACCCAAGAGUGGAAACUCAGAUUAUUUAUUCACAGCUGCAGAAUGGAAAACACAAUCUCAGAAAACAGCAGAUGGAUUUACAGUUGCAGCUCACAGACCAGGGUGCGGAUGUGGACAUGGAGCGGAAACUGGAAAACAUUUCCCAGAUUUUAGAUAUCAUUCAGCAGCUGGAGAUGUCACAUGAUUCCUUCAAACAUGCCUGAUAGCAAAACACUGUAGCAUUUUGAUCAAUCUUUUAUCAUGGAAGAGCUGUGAACAGAUGUUGGAAUGGGAAAACACUCCUGCCAUAAACAGUAACUAUAAACAAUAACCACAAACAGGGCACAAUAUUUCAUGCAAACCAUCACUCUAUUUGUGUGUUGUUUAGACAGCUUUAAAUUCACAUGAACUGCCAAUAACAAUGAACAGAGAAAGUGAAGGAAAAACAUUACUGUACUGUCACAAAAUCAUAGUCACAGAACAACCAUGAAUAACAGUGAAAGAUUGGUCAUCAGACAAUUAUGGAAGGAAAAACAUCCCUGUAUCAUAAGUUAUUACUAUUUAAAGAAACACACCCUUCUACAGCAAAACAUAAUUCAUUAAACAUUCAAGAACAGAACAAUGCAAUGAAAGUCCUGUACUACCAUAGAAUCUGAUAUGGUCAUAAAAAAAUAUGGACAACUGGAGUAUAGUGCACAUAAAAAUAAAAUAUUGAAAACGGGCAUUAGAUUGCAGCAAAGUCACAACGAUAAACCUUGUGCUCAAAAUAUAUAUGCCCAAAAUCAUCAUGCCUAAAGUAAGUACAAACAUACUGACCUCCGAAUAUUUCACCUCAAAAUCACUGAAAUGUUAAGCUUUAAUUAGAUUUUAAAUAACUUCAAAUGCAUUUCUGAAUAUUCACAAUUCUUCAGCAGCCAUUAAUAACAUUACUGUACUAACUAAAAGGAUCUUGCUGUGCUCCAAACAGACAAAGAAACUUGUUGCACCCAAACUAGUGAGAUCUAAAGACCGGUUGAAGCUACGGUAUGUCGCCUGUAUAUGCAAUAGUCCUUGUAUAUAGUUACAAUGUAUGAUAUACACAUUGGAAUGUAAUAACUGAAUGCCAUCUGUAGGCCUUGUCUGUCUGUUUUAUUUAAGUGACCUUUUUUAUAAUUAUAAUGUUGCAUAUCUAGUUACGUUUACAAAUAUCAAACCAGUCUUUGCAAUCUCUGACAUGUUUUUUUAUGUUAGCGUAUUCCAACAGUGUUCUGUUUAAUUUUAGCAGUUUCUCUUUUUUAUGAUAUUUACCUCACCCAUCUAUGCAGCUAAGUUAUUUUUAUUACUAACCUUACAUGUGCAAUGUAUAUUCGACAGCUUUUUAAUGCUUUAAUCUGUUACAUGUUACAUCAAGUAGAUAUACUAAUGUUGAUGAAAAUGUUAUUAUAAUAUGAAAUGGAUUCCUAUCCCCCCCCCCCCCCCUCAUUUUUGCUGCACAUAGUAUAUCAAAUAUUUUUAGUAAAACCAAUUGCAGUUUGGUUUUUCAUGUUCCAAAUAGUACUUCACAACAAAACACUGUAAAUCAAGAAAUAUUAGUGAGCAUAAAAUUUUAGCUGCUUUAGCGAGGCCAUACAAAACAUUAAUAUUUUCAAAAAUCUUUUGGACAAUUGUUUUGUUGGUGAUUAACUGAACACACAACAUUUUAAUUUAUGUUCGUACUUAUAUCCAAUUAAGGUUCAA